Messenger RNA from Desarmillaria tabescens, 1629 nucleotides. RefSeq lists its product as uncharacterized. The record is from RefSeq and is a predicted model, not a curated record. Bases 234 to 1436 code for a protein of 400 amino acids. The transcript is spliced from 6 exons. Lineage: Eukaryota; Fungi; Basidiomycota; Agaricomycetes; Agaricales; Physalacriaceae.
UGUGCAGCAAUGAGCAACACCGCACCCGGUUCUCUUCCCCUCAUUCUUGCGGACACCGCAAUGUCACAGACGUCAUCUAACAUGGGCGGCCUCUCCGAUGAGAAGCUGGGAAACCCUUUGGCUAUGAGUACGACGAGAUUCUCGGAAAGGUCCAAUCACGACCGGUAAGGAACAUACGACUCCAGGCGUUCUCGAUCUACCGUCGUCUAUUCUCACUGGUGUUCAUUACCAACAUGGGAAUCUUCAUCUCGUACGCGAUCAGAGGGUACCACUUCCAGAAGAUUGCCUUGGUCACCGCCGCGAAUAUCUUCAUUGCUAUUCUCAUGAGACAGGAACUCGUAAUCAACACUCUGUUCCUUAUCUUUUGUUCAAUCCUGAAGUCCUGGCCUUUCUUCAUCCGUAAAACCGCUGCGAGAGUGUAUCACCUUGGAGGCAUACAUUCGGGCACUGCAUCCUCGGCGGUAGUAUGGCUCAUUCUCCUCGCCGUACAAGCUACACGAGAGCGUGUUAACAACAGAGGGACAUCCACAGCGACCGUAGUGCUCACUUAUAUCAUCCUGUUUCUCUUGGUCGGCAUCGUUCUAUUUGCGUACCCGGCACUCCGAAUCAAGCGCCAUGACGCAUUUGAACGUGUACACCGUUUCUUGGGCUGGACGGCAACUGCACUCGUUUGGGCACAGGUCGUCUUGUUGACCAACGAUUACAAAGGUGACAAGUCGUUGGGUUCUGCCCUUGUGCACUCGGCCGCCUUUUGGUUGAUGAUCAUCCUGAACUUGUCCCUCAUUCUUCCCUGGACACAUCUCCGGAAGGUCCCGGUUAACAGUGUUAUGCUUUCGAACCACGCUGUCCAACUCUUUGUUGACUACGGCCCACACCCUGUUCCUGGGUCUUUCCAACGAUUUUCUACCGACCCUUUGAACGAAUGGCACAGUUUCGCUACCAUUGCAGUACCAGGGAAGUCUGGCUUCUCUAUCAUCAUUUCUCAAGCUGGUGACUGGACCACGGAGAUGAUCACGAAGGAGAUCUAUGUGCGUGGUGUGCCCACGUGUGGUGCUCUUCGCAUUGUUCCUCUUUUCCGGCGGGUUCUAUUCGUGGCGACUGGAAGCGGUAUUGCGCCGUUCAUGCCGCACAUUAUGAGUGGAAAAGUUGACCAUAAACUGUUUUGGAUGGCUCUCAAUACCCGGGCAACAUUCGGUGAUUCGCUGGUGAACUCUGUUUUGGAGAACAGUCCCGGAGCUGUUGUUUACGAUACUCGCAAGCACGGCAAACCCAAUAUUGUCAAGAUUACGAACCGUUUCGUAGACGAGUUCCAGCCGGAAUGUGUCUGUGUGAUUUCGAAUCAGAAGUUGACAGAGAAGGUCGUUUAUGGUCUCCGAAGCAGGGGUAUCCUUGCCUUCGGGGCCAUAUUCGACUCGUACGUAGUAGGUGGAUUCUAAGUAGAUAAACAUAACUAGAUAAUCAGGCCUGAAUCUUAUCUGUACGUUAUCCACGUGGUCAAUUCUGACGAUCAAAGCAUGAGGGUUGCAUCGGAGUUUCUACUUACUCCACCUCUUCCUUGUGUACUCCAUCCAUCAAUGUAUCGUUAUUGGCCACUGUAUUAUAUCAAGCCUCUUCGAUACCAUCAUUGAC